AUGUCCUACCCAAAGGUUCCUCCUAAACAAGCCCAAACCACUGCAGCUCGUCUAUCUGAGCAAAAGAAGCAGCGCUUACUCAAGCUUCAGGAGCGCGAAGAUCUGAAAGGCAUGCUAAUCACUAAAUUCAAGAAAAAGUACGGCGACAAAGUGCCCGGGUUCAUUGACAAAGAAGUAGAAAAUUUCAUGAAGGCUGAAACCCUAACUGAAGCAAAUCUGCAAAAACUCGACGAAAGGAUCCGCAAAAAGGCAGAGGGCGACUAUGAUACUCAAUCAGUGAGAUCUCAUCAAUCAGUUCCAAAAUCUCAACAAUCAGCUCCAAGUGUUCGCUCAGGUGUGUCUCAAAAAUCAAAAGCAUCACGUCAAACUCCUGUGGACCAGCAGUCAGACUUUGAUGGCCUUUCAGUGACAUCUUCACAGGUCACAGCUUCGUAUGUCCCUGAUGACAACGAAGACGAAUGGGCAGCUAUAAUUGAUCAUGACACCUUAAUGUAUAGAGAAGAAGAAAGAGCGAGGCUUCGACGUGAAAAUGAAAAUAAAGUCAAGCUCAAAAGAGAGCUUGAUAGGCAGCUUGGUGAAAAAGAAAUCAGAAAACAUAUGGAAGUGGAAGAAAAUAAAUUAUAUGAUUAGAUUAGAUUAGAUUAAUUAGUUUUAGCGGGUCACGGAGGUUUAUUUCAGCCUCUACCCAGCGCUGCCAGCUUCAGGCUUGCGCCCUAAGCACCGGCUCUGUUGCUCACUCCAUUUUCUGUCGACGUCACCAAAAAAUGGUGACGUCGUCAUCUGACAGGGAGACUCACCCAGGUACUCCUUUGAUCAGGGUCUAGUGACCCGGCGCCGUCCUUUCUGGGAGGGGAAAAGUAGCCUUCCGGAGUCUUCUUCAGGUCCCCAAGCUCCACUACAAGCUUCCUCACUUCCUUCUAGUCCUGAAGUGUGACUCCUGAUUCUGCGGCUCUGGUCUUCUCGUCUUUGUGAGAGGCAAAAAACCUUGUCGUGAUGUCCCGACCAAGGUAAAAAAAACCCACCCUGGACACAAUAUCCAGGCCCCGUUUACUUCUUAACCCCGUAGUCCCUGAGGGUACAGGAGAAGGACGGGUCGGAUGGCUCGCCAUUUUAAUUGUGUUAAAUUAUAUGAAGAAGCUCAUAAAUCUUAAAUCACUUAAUUAGCCUGACCCCUAGUCAGCCUCAAGAUAAACAACUCAGUUUUACCACUUAUUUGGUACCCAUGUUGGGCAUUGGAGUGCGGCUCACAUCCCCAAGAUUAUUCAGGAAUCCAGAAAUGCGCGGGAAUCACUAGCAGCUUGGCGCGUUUCCUCAUUCUUCUUUAGCGCUUGCUUGCCUAAGGAUCUAUCUUUUAUAUCAACAGUGGAAAGUAGUACAGCACGAUAGGCAAAGAAUGUGACAAUGAUCCCUGCCCUUUUCUUCCCCUUGUGCAAAAGUUAAUGUAACACUUAAUCCUAUAAUAAUAAGGUUGGGUGAGGGAAAGGAAAUCCACAGAGAGAAUUACCGUUUCAGUGAAGCCAUUUCAUAUUUAUAUAGAGAAGCUCAAAAGAAAAACCUUGAAAUGAUGGAAGAUAGAGAAAAGCAGAGAGAUCAAGAAUAUAGAGAUAAAAUUAUGCAGGAAAAAGCUUUGAGGGAUAAACAGUUGCAAGAAGAAAAAAGAAGGAAAAAACUAGAUGAAAGACAGCAAAAAGAAUUGGACACCAAAUUAGUGACAAGGCUCAAAGAAGAGCUUCAAAAUGAGCAGAUGAAUUUUGAAGAGCGCAGACGUGAAGAAAGAGCUUAUAUGCAGCGGAUGAUGAGAGAAAACGAAGAAAAUAAAAAGAAGCAGCAAGAAUAUAAAGAAAAUGAAAGGCAAAAUGAUGUCAACUCGAUGGAAGAUUAUGCAAGAAUGCUUGAUAGGCAAGAGCAAGACCGCCUUAACGAAAUAAAAGCUCGUGAAGAGCGCCAACAGCAAUUAAUGGCCCGCAUGGCUGAUACAGUUCUAAAAGAGCAAGACCAGCGCAAUAAAGAAGAAGACUUAAUGCUUCUCAAGCAAAUUGAAGAAAAAGAAAGACUCGAAAGACUAGAAGAUGAAAGACGCUUCCAACGUCAGCAACUUCAAAAAGAAGAGCUAACUCUUCCUCCUUGAGCGAGCCAAGUAAUUGGAAAAAUCAUUUUUUUAUUGCUAAAAAAAUCUCCCUCUGUGAGUGAACAAAAAAAUAUUUUAAUAUAAAAAUUUUACUAUAAAAAUUAUUUUAUAAUUGUGCAAUGAAAUCUCUAGCUAAUUUUGAAUUUUAAACUGCUUUAUUUUAUUGAAAAAUAAACUAAUUUUGCUUUCAAUUUUCAUUUCUGCAAAAAAAAAAUUUUACCAUAAACAAAAAAUUUUGAUUGCUCACAUUGGAUUAAUUUUUAAAGAAACUUGUAAUUAAAUUUUUCGCUUAUGGAGGGGAGUAAGAAAAUACUUGGAUCAGCAAGUUGAAGAUAAAAAGAAAAGAAAAGUCGCUGAUAAAAUGAACCAUGAAGAGCAAGCAGAUAUGUGGAAGAAGGACUCUGAAGAUUUCUUCAGACUGGAAGAUGACAGGAAGAAAAGAGAAAAAGAAAUUAAUAAAGUCCAUGCAGAAAUGCUGAAGCAGCAAAUGGCUGAAAAGGAUUCAAAGAAAGCUAGAGCCAAAAUGAACAUGGAAGAAGUAAGAAUGAAUAGAGACUUAUUGAAACAGAUUAAACAAGGCAAAGAAGGGGAAGAAGGGGAAGAAGAACAAGUUGUUUAA
Blepharisma stoltei is the source of this 2747-nucleotide messenger RNA. The record is from the annotation of a GenBank genome assembly. Lineage: Eukaryota; Ciliophora; Heterotrichea; Heterotrichida; Blepharismidae.